Messenger RNA from Striga asiatica, 1200 nucleotides. The record is from the annotation of a GenBank genome assembly. NCBI's taxonomy places the organism in Eukaryota, Viridiplantae, Streptophyta, Magnoliopsida, Lamiales, Orobanchaceae.
AUGACCGACAGAGACAAAUUUGCAUUGAUUGUCAAUAUUGGAGGUUAUUUUGUGAACUGUGGACCUGUUGUGGAGUAUAUAUGUGGUAGUUUAAAGAGUAUUUAUGGGUUAGAUGCUGAUAGAUUUGGCUACUUUGACCUACAAGAAGAAAUUAAGAAGUUGGGAGUUAACAAGUAUGAAAAAAUUGUGUAUAGAAUACCUAAUGCUGGUGUUGGAGCUGAUAGUUUGAGAGAUGUAAUUGAUGAUAAAGGGGUUAUGGAGAUUAUUAGUUGUGGUAAGAAUAACAAAACUAUAGUUCAAAUUUAUGUGGUUGGUGGUGACAUUAUUGAUGAUGAAGCAGAUGAGAAUGUUGAGGCAUCAUUCCAGACAAAAUCUUCUAGCCAGCAAGAUACUGAUGAUGGGGAAGAGGUGAAUGGUUUGAGUCAGGCUGAGGCAUCAAUUGAGGAAGAGCCUGCAGACCAGUUGGAGGAUAUUAAUGAUAUUAUUGACAACUUCACUUCUAUUGAACAUGGUGAAGGUGAUGCAGAAACUAAUAGUGCAUGUGUUGGGUUGGGGUCACAAGAGUCAUCUGAUGAUGAAGAUUAUUUUCCAACUGGGGUGAGUUCAUCAGAUGAUGACCUUUCUGGUGAUCAUCUUUCUGAUGAUGAUGAAUAUGUUCAGGCAAGAAAGAACUUAAAGGAGUCUAGGAAAAAAAAGCCAAAUGGAAGGCCCAGAAAGCAUACUGCACCCCACACUGUGAACCCAAGAGGAAGGCCCAGACAGCAUACUGCACCCCACACUGUGGUUCAACCACCCCAAACUGAGACCAUGACAAGCCCACCAUCUGAGACAAUGACAAGCCCACCAGUUGAGAGGCUGACAAGACAACCAGUUCAGAGGAUGACAACCCGGUCUGUUGAGAAGAUAAAUAAUCUGCCGGUUAGGAGGUUGGGUCAACCACUGGUAGAGGAAGAGGAAGAGGGCAGAGGAGUGGGUCUACCACUGCUAGAGGAAGAGGAAGAGGGCAAAGUAGUGGGUCUACCACUGCUAGAGGAAGAGGAAGAGGGAAAAAACCUCCGACAUGGAUUGUCGUCAGUGCCAGAGGUGAAAACAUCGGCCUCAUCCAAACAGCCGCACAGCCUCUGCACGGGGAUAUUGGAUGAAGCGCUAUGUUGCGAAUUAGGGCUUGUACGAGACGCGUACGACAUUUUCAGAGGAUGA